AUGUCUUCGGACGACGCCUACGCCGCCUUCCUCGAAAAGGCCAACGAAGACCCAUCUUCGGGACGGGCGCAAGCCACCUCGGGCGGAUCGGGAGCGCAGAAACUCAAGACUACGGACAAGGGGGCGAGCGUGCCGGCGGUAAUCAACAAGGUCAUCAAGGACAAGUUUUACAUGAGCGACGCGGACGAGCCGUUUGAGGGGUGGCGCUGA
Messenger RNA from Parascedosporium putredinis, 210 nucleotides. NCBI's taxonomy places the organism in Eukaryota, Fungi, Ascomycota, Sordariomycetes, Microascales, Microascaceae. The record is from the annotation of a GenBank genome assembly.